UUUUAUUGUUGAGUGUUUAUUUUGGCUUUAAUUCAAAUACUGUCUUUUUAUUUUCCAUUCAUCUGUUUGCACUCCUUUUUAUUGAUUUUUACUUGUGUCUAAGAAUAUCAACGUUCCAUUAAAACAAGCUUAUAUAUUGGGAAUGCUAGCAAAUUUAUCUCAGAAGUCAAAGAAAAAAUUCACGUUAACUUUGAAUAUAAUUGAAUUGUUAAAUGUUCCGCAGCUACAUGGUAACUGUUAUAUAAAAUGGUACAUAAAAGAUUCAAUCAUAAAUAAUUCAAAUGUUCCUAUAUCCUCAACCACUCCACCUGUUUCAAAAUCUCUAAAUGAAAACUUACAAUUAUUGAACAACAUUCCGGUCAAUUCGGUAGUUGCAGCCUCAGCAAACAAUAAUAAUAGAGUAAAUCAACAACAACAGCAACAAUAUUCCUACAGUUCUUCUCAAGUGGCCAAUACAGAUAACAACACCAAUUAUAACCAUGAUCAUCACCAUGAAAGCACAAUUCAGGCAAAUAGGUUAAAUUCAAAUGAAAAUUUCCUAAACAAGAAUAUCAAAGGCAUAACAGGCAAAUAUAAAAUUGAAAAUCACAAAGUCAAGUUUAAUCUAAUAACAAAAAUAAGCAAUAUAAAAUUCAUAAUUAAUAGAAGAUUGAAAAAUAGUUUUAUUCAAUUAAACGAUAAAUUUUUGGUAUUAUAUGUUUACUCUGAUUUUCAAAGCGAAGUCGCUCCCUCCAAUAAUAAAGAGAAAGAACAGAACAAUCACAAUGAUGAGGAAAACUCUAAUGCCACUGAUAAUAAAAACUUGAUCAAUGAUGAAAAGAGAAUAUUAUUAGGAAAAAUUGAAAUCAACUUAAAUCAAUAUAUUCAAAAUAACUUUGACCCUGAGAAUAUGUGUUUUUAUAACAAUAUUAAUCCAUUCAAUUUCAAAAUCGAUAAAUAUCUCUUAAAAGAUUCGAAAAUUAAUUCAAUUUUACGAUUGUCAAUUAACUUACAAUUAUUCAAAGGAAAUUAUACAGAUUUUCUAAACCUAUCCUUGAUUUCUAAUAACAAUGAUAAUGAUAAUGAUAACGAUACCAAUCAGCUUGGUACUAAUGAUCAGAAUUUUUUUUUGGACACUGAAAGUAUUUAUGGUAAUAAUCCCAGUCUUUUCAAAUCAAAUCUGAGAUUUCCACAAUUAAUCACAAAUAAAAUUAGUGAUUACAUAAAAACCAGGGAUGAUAAUCACUCGAUUUUGACCAACUCUAAUUCUUCAUUUUUUAGUGUAAACUCAAACUCUCACUCAAUAUCUAAUUUGUUGAUAUCGGAUUUUAACGCCAGAAAACGAAUAAAGCAUAAAUUCAACGAUAUUAAAUCAUCAUUUUCAACAAAUACCAACAAUAGUAAUAACAGUAAUAAUAGCAAUGACACCAAUAGACAACCAAUUACUAAAAAAUCCAUGCCCCAAUCUCCAAAAAGCUCCGUUUUUUCUUUUCAUUCCGAUUCUGCAACUUCUUUAUUUGAUAAUCCAAAUCCCAAAAACAUAUCUCCUCCUUCGAUUCAUUCUUCUUCAGCAAAUACUUCUUUGUCAAACUCUAAACAGAAUGGACAGGGUCUUAAACUAAAUGAUCAAAACUUAAAAUCAAGUGCUCUGCUUAAUAUUCACAACUCGACUAUUUUGAAACCUAAACCUUUCAGUCAAAGUGAUAGUCUAUUGGAGACAUCCUCAAUGAAAAGUGUCUCAGCGUUGUCAAAUAAAUCUAAAAAAUUAAAUUGUACUAAUACUUCUAACACCCUUUGUGCUAGCAAUACAUUGGCACAUUUGCCUGCCAAAUCUCCAAUAAAAAAACAGUUCACUCAAAACAGCAGCCGUAAUAACUCUAAUAACUCAAUUACAGUCAGCCCAGGUCAAACAAAUAAUAUCAUUAUAACAAAUAACAAAAAUCUUUCAAAUAAUCAAACUAGUUUCAAUUCUUUGAGUACUUCUCAGAACUUUCAUGCAGAUCAAAAAAUUGAUGUUAUUAAAAAACUUUACUUCAAAACUUUUCAGGUUAAUUGGGACCCGAGGCCAUAUGAAUUAAAUCCAUUGGAAUGUGUAAAUGAUAUCUUCAAUGGAGGAAAUGGCUGGAAGAAAACUGCAGAUGGAACAAAUUUAAUUGAUAUGAAUUAUGUGUCAGAUCCAAAUAACAAUUCUAUCAUUAGAGGUUCAAAUCUGAAUUUAAGUGAACUUGAUAUAAAUACAAACCAUAACAAAUUCUUCUUAAAUAAUGUCAACGAAUUUAAUAAAACCGUUGAAACAAACAAUAAUAAUAAAAAUAUUGAAACCAACAAUAAUAAUAAAAACGAAGCUCAAAGCUAUAAAACACAUUCUCCAUUGUUAUCUUCCCAAAACAGAUUCGCACAAUUAACAUCACCACCACGGACCUUUGCAACAAGAAUAAUCACAACUCCUAACAAACACGAAAGACAAAAAACUAUAAAUAGAGACGAUAUUUUUGUAAACGAGUAUUAUAGUCCAACUAGCUUGAACAAAAAAAGGAAUUCCAAUCGUAUAUCAGUUUAUUACAAUGAUACAGACAACAGGUUUGGCUUUAAUAAUUUGAUUAAAGAAACUGAUAUCAGGGAGGAUCUAAGAUCCUGGAAAAUUGGCUCAAACUAAAAUGCUUUAAAAAACCAAAACAGACAUUCACUUUUUCUUAUCCCUUCUUAAUAGUAUUACAAGUUAUACAUGCAAAUUCAUAGAUUUCGACAAUUUUUCAGUUUUUGCCUUUUUUUCUUUUCGGUUUUACUGUUUUUUCUGCUUUUCCCGCUUACUUUCCAACUUUCAACAACAUAUUUAUA
Messenger RNA from Ascoidea rubescens DSM 1968, 2817 nucleotides. RefSeq lists its product as uncharacterized. Lineage: Eukaryota; Fungi; Ascomycota; Saccharomycetes; Ascoideales; Ascoideaceae. The transcript has a single exon. The record is from RefSeq and is a predicted model, not a curated record. Bases 143 to 2635 code for a protein of 830 amino acids.